GUGGCAGCUAAGUCACUUCCAUCUUCAUAACUGAUUUCUCUUGCAGCUUGAGAGAGAGAGAGAGAGAGAGAGAGAGAGAGAGAGAGGGAGAGGGAGAGAGAGGGGGGGAGAGAAAGAGAGACUGAUUCAAAUAUGGCGACUUUGAACCUCUUAUCUCAGCCAUGGCAGCCUACACUUUCGCCUUCUUUCUGUCACUAUAAUUCCAAUUCCAACGAUCAUGGCUAUUACUCUAAUCAUUCUAAAUUUUUUUAUUCUUCUAAUUCUCGCUACUCUUCUCUCCUGCAUUCUUCCCUCUCCUCGCCCGCCCAAUCUUACUGUUCCAAGUUCUCUAAAAUGCCAACCCACUCCACCAAAUCAGGCAGUGGGAGUUCAUGGUUUCAGCAUAAUUUCACCCCACGUAGUGCUGUUACCAGCAAUGAGUAUACAGAGGGUCCUUUGUAUUCUGCAUUCCCCACAAAACCUGCUGAAGUUUCAGCUGUACAGGACCUUUAUGAUUUCAUAUGCUCUGGACCUUUGAUGGACAAAGCAGGUCUGACACCGGAGAAGGUGGCUGAGUCCAUUGAUAAGUGGUUAAUGCAUGGUCGGCGGCUAUGCCAAUUGUUUCAACUCAAUGAAUUAUACCUAACUGUCCCUCAAAAGGCCAGACUCUAUCAUUACUACAUACCAGUCUUUCUCUGGUGUGAAGACCAAAUCGCUGAGCAUCAAUCAAAGUUCAACGAUGGAGAAGAUAUAACUCCUUUAGUGAUUGGAUUUAGUGCUCCCCAGGGAUGUGGAAAAACAACUCUGGUUUUUGCUCUUGAUUAUCUUUUUCGAUCAAUUGGCAGGAAGUCUGCAACAAUAUCUAUAGAUGAUUUUUAUUUGACGCAUGAAGGUCAGAGUAAGCUAAGAGAAUCAAAUCCAGGAAAUGCACUUCUUGAGUUUCGUGGAAAUGCUGGAAGCCAUGAUCUUGAUUUCUCAGUUGAAACUCUGACUUCCUUAACCAAUUUGAAAACAGAAGGUUCGAAGAUGAAAUUACCUCGAUAUGACAAAUCAGCAUUCAAUGGAAGAGGUGACCGUUCUGAUCCUUCAACCUGGCCUGAAAUUGAAGGGCCACUGACGGUUGUGCUGUUCGAAGGCUGGAUGCUUGGUUUCAAGCCCCUUCCGGCAGAAGUUGUAAAGGCUGUUGAUCCUCAGCUUGAAAUUGUAAAUAAAAACCUUGAAGCUUACUAUGAUGCAUGGGACAAAUUCAUAAAUUCAUGGAUAGUCAUCAAGAUAAAGGACCCAAGUUGUGUCUACCAUUGGCGUCUGCAGGCUGAGAUUGCCAUGAGGGAGGCCGGCAACCCUGGAAUGUCUGAUGAAGAGGUGAGGGAUUUUGUUUCUCGAUACUUGCCGGCAUACCAUGCUUACCUUCCUACGUUGUACGCGGAGGGACCAAAUGGGUCAGACCCGCAGCAUCUCCUUACCAUUGAAAUUGAUGAAGGGAGAAACCCCAUUCUUGGCGUCUAGGUAACCUUUUGUGGCAGAUCAUUGAGGGAUUAGUUUCUGGGAAAUUUACAAAGAAGUUCCAGGAAAGGUAAUUAAUUACCAAUAGGUUUUUUGAAAUUGAGUUAUUACUAUUAGGUCUCGCUGAAGAACUUGUGUUAGAAAAAACACAUAGGGUAAGUUGUAGAUUUCUUGGUAUAACUUGCAAAUAUUAGAGGAGGACUUGGGGCAAAUUUUUUUUUCAUCUUAUGGUGAUUUAUAAGUCCUCCAAUAUUUCCAAUUCAUCCUGUGUGUUUUUGCACAAGUCCUUCAAGGGACUUAUUAGUAAGAAUUUGUGCAAAAAAACACGGGAUAUAUUGUAAAAUUUUCAGUUUGACUCACAAAUAUUAGAGUAGGACUUGCGGAAUUUGUUUUCAUCCUGUGGUGAUUUACAAGGUAAACUGAGGGAAUUUACAGCUUAUUCAGUACGCUCUUCGUACAAGUUCUUCAAAGGAUCUAUUAGUUAUAACUCAAUUUCAAGGGACCUAUGGUGAUCAAUUUUCUUACCUGGGAGCUCUUUGUAAUUUUCGCAUAGAUUUUCAAUUCUUAGAGAGAAUUGGCGUAUCUUUACGGCUUUAGUUGGUUUCAUCAACAGAGAUGAAUCUGUGUAUGUUACUAUAUUUUUUUUUAUAUGUACAGAGUAUAUUGGUUUUCAUAAAUCAAUAUCAAUAUCAUUAAUAUCUAAAUAAAAUGUAAAUCUUAAAGUAA
Molecule: messenger RNA, 2208 nt
Organism: Prosopis cineraria
Lineage: Eukaryota; Viridiplantae; Streptophyta; Magnoliopsida; Fabales; Fabaceae
Product: D-glycerate 3-kinase, chloroplastic
Exons: 12
Coding region: 133-1485 (450 amino acids)
Biological process (GO): photorespiration
Cellular component (GO): cytoplasm
Source: RefSeq, a predicted model, not a curated record